AUGGACAUUGCUGAACCUAUCACACCCGGCAACACCAGCACCGCCAAAGCACGUGAAACCCUUCUUGAUUGUUUUAUUACUCUUUCAGGUGCACAGGCUGAAGAGGAGGAGGAGGAGGAGGAGGAGGAGGAAGAGGACAUGACAGUGGAGCUAGAAUAUGCCGCCAAAAGACCGAAGUUUUAUAAUGAGUUUGCAGGCUGUCAUCAAGAAAUUCAACAGUUGGUAGCUUUCCAUUGCGGCCUGGCAAACCCCAGCUUGGUACAAGUGCCAGCAAUGUUUGGGAAGGAUGAACGCUCGGAUAUUCCGAUACCCAAACUGCGGGGGUUUGGAGUGACUGGCGGCCUGAGUCUAUAUUUUGAUGGCUGGAUUGAAGAUGAAGAAGAUGCUAAUGUGCAAAUGCUCUCCGACGUGCUCUCCACGCCGCAUACAGAUGUGCAGACUGAAAAUCUUUAUCGAAGUCUUUCAAAAAUCAUGAUUUCUCCUGCGAGAAUUCUACAGCGUCGAAUUGGCUCUUGGACUAUAAACAAUGACGGUCAAAUCGGCUUAACCAACCGUCCUAUAUUCUACCAUCUUCAUCAGUUAGAGAAUUGGUCUAUUCCAACUGAUUUUCCUCAAAAUAUAACCUGUACAAGUGCUGAUAGUCUCUAUUUUGACUUUCUUACUGGCCAUGAUAAUCGCUUGCAGCAUCAGAAGAAUGCUGUCUUUGAUGAGAUUGACGGACGUUCCCAAGCCAAAGAUCUAGUGCUGAUGAGAGCAUUUCUACCAUAA
This is a messenger RNA of Paracoccidioides lutzii Pb01, 768 nucleotides long. RefSeq lists its product as hypothetical. Bases 1 to 768 code for a protein of 255 amino acids. The record is from RefSeq and is a predicted model, not a curated record. The transcript has 3 exons.